GGUUAGCGUAAGCAUGACUAAAUUUUAGUAUACAAAAAACAUUUUAAAAUACGAGGAAUGAAUUCUGUCAUCGCAAUCGCAGUGAUAACAUCCAUGUACCUCGUGUCAGUCUUCAUAAAUAAAUAUAAUGGAUCACAAAAUUCAGGCAUCACUCAAGAUAACCAAGAUGACAGUUCCCUGGAGGAAGAUUUCAGAGAUAUACUCCGUUUUAUCCCCAUCGAAGAGAGCCGUCAAAUUCUCUUCAAUUAUUUCAAGUAUGACAAACAACUAGAUGACACCCGAAGUUUCAUAAAUGAUCAAAAGAGAUUCAUAUUGAGAGAGCUGGAGAAUAUUCCAGAGACCUGGAUGUUCCUGAAAAUUCUCCAGAAUCUGGGAUUGCAAGUCGACAAUUGGGACAGCAAAAUUCGUGAAUUAUGGAAAUCACUGCCAAAAUUUGAAGAGGAGCAGUCGACAAUUGCCGCUGGUGGUUUCAUAGUUAUGAUAAACAAAAUAUUGAGUCUAAUUCCUUCAGAGGAGCUCCACCCUUUCCUCUGUGACAAGAUGAGACACUCGACGAGCUUCAGAAUGUUCAUCCAAGCCCUCAGAUCUCCCGUGUUCAUCGAUAUGUGUGAAAAAAUAGAGGAAAAUGGGGUUUUAGCUCGGCAUUACUAUUGGGCCAAACAGGAUGAAAUCGAAGUAAUAUUAGCCGUUGAGUUACUGAAGAAACUUUAUCUCUAUCUCACUCAGGGACUCUCCUGACAAAUAUCUCGGGCAAUAAAUAACAAAUUUCGGAAUUGUUUCGAAAGUUUAUACAAUUCACGGUGACAUCACUGGAGCAAUCGUAAUACAACAUUCUCCACUUACCCCUAAUUCACUGCUGCAGCUGAGUCACUCUCUUUCACCGUUUGCUGAAUUUAUGAGUCCCGUUGUCCUCCAGCCUGAGGAAGAAAACUCGCUUGUAUAUAUGUCUGCAUGUUGGGGGAGUGUCGAGAGGAUGAGUUGAAGGGGUAAACCAAGCGUCGUGGUGAUAAAAGUUUACCACAUGGUUUGGGUGAGGGUUUUGAGGAUGAAAAAGUGCCCCAUGUGAGGAAUCUCAAUGGGAAUACCUGCCAACAAAGAUAUUUCGGGGAUUAUUGCAUAUUACGUGAUGAGAAAGCAUAAAUAUAUUUUUUAUCAAACCGAAUUCGGAAACAUAUACUGUGCUACAUCGAGAAACGCAAGUUGAAUUCCAAAAAAUAUUGCUAAAUUCUCUGUACAAUUUGAAAUAAA
This is a messenger RNA of Fopius arisanus, 1248 nucleotides long. RefSeq lists its product as uncharacterized. The record is from RefSeq and is a predicted model, not a curated record. The transcript has a single exon. Lineage: Eukaryota; Metazoa; Arthropoda; Insecta; Hymenoptera; Braconidae. Bases 58 to 738 code for a protein of 226 amino acids.